Panicum hallii is the source of this 1402-nucleotide messenger RNA. RefSeq lists its product as uncharacterized. The transcript has 6 exons. Bases 158 to 1021 code for a protein of 287 amino acids. Lineage: Eukaryota; Viridiplantae; Streptophyta; Magnoliopsida; Poales; Poaceae. The record is from RefSeq and is a predicted model, not a curated record.
CCCUUCAGAUCACUCGUCUCGCUCCACUCCAAAGUCCAGCCCGGCGUUGCACUGCCGCACGCGAGCCGCGGCGGGCAGCUGCUCAGCUCGAACCCCACCGGCACGUGCCGGGAGGCAGGAGCAGCAGCAAGUCGCUCGUGUCGCCGUCCACCGCGAGAUGGCUCUCCUGCUGAGCUGCGGCGUCGCGCCGGCCGUAGCACGCGCGGGCCCGGCGCUCCGGCCGCCCGCGGGGCUGCUCCCGCCGCGCCGGCGGCCGGCCCGGCUCGUGGCGGUCGCCUCGGUGGCGCCUUCCUCCACGCCGUCCGGCGAGGUGGCGUCGCGAGCCCGCGACUACGGGGUCGCGGGCGGGACCAACGGCACCGUCACGCCCACUGCCAAGGCCACCGCCAUCGAGACUACCGUCGAGAGGGUGAUCUUUGAUUUCCGGUUCCUGGCCCUCCUCGCGAUCGCCGGGUCGCUGGCCGGCUCCCUGCUGUGCUUCCUCAACGGCUGUGUCUUCAUCAAAGAGGCGUACCAAGUUUAUUGGUCGAGCUGUGUCAAGGGAAUUCAUUCGGGGCAGAUGGUUCUCAAAGUCGUCGAGGCCAUCGAUGUGUAUCUUGCUGGAACAGUCAUGCUGAUAUUUGGGAUGGGUCUUUACGGGCUGUUCAUCAGCAAUACUUCCACCGAUGUGCCUUCAGAAUCAGAUCGUGCCCUCAGGGGAUCAUCGCUGUUUGGGAUGUUUGCUUUGAAGGAACGGCCAAAGUGGAUGAAGAUCACAUCCCUCGACGAGCUCAAGACGAAAGUUGGGCAUGUCAUUGUGAUGAUUCUGCUGGUGAAGAUGUUCGAGAGGAGCAAGAUGGUAAAGAUAGCCACAGGGCUAGACCUCCUCAGCUACGCCAUGUGCAUCUUCUUGUCGUCGGCUUCUCUCUACAUCCUGCACAAUCUCCACAAGGGCGACCACGAGGAGGGUGCAAUCCCACAUUUAAUUGUUUAUCUCACAGGUACAGCCUCUGACUGCUGCAAAGUCACAGGCUUCCAUUAACAACACAAGAGAUAUUUGCCGCUUGGUUCUGCUGCCAUGUGGCCCCUGGACCCACAUGUCAGUUUGCAAGGGGAUGGCGGAUAUUGCAGGCUCUUCUGUCUCCGGACAUAGUCAGCUAUACACUCAACAUUUCUUCUUGUUUCCAUUCUCAAAACCUUUCUUCCCAUCUGUUUUCUUUGCUCAGCAUUUUGCAAUUUGAGGAAAUUGUCUGUACAUGGUAUCUACAUUGGGUUUGGCCUAUUGUGGACAACGGCCUUGUUGGAGCCGUAAUGGAGCGAGCUUCCAACUUGGUCACUUUGACAGAGAGAACAGCAUUGCAAGAAGCGCAGCGCAAUCAGUACUCCGAGUAUUUCAGGAUGAACAUGAGGCGGUUCUGAAUAA